AAGUAUAAAUAGUCCAAAUGAAAAUUUCAACAGCAUCAGUUUCUUGCAACUGACCAACAGCUUGCUACAAAUUUUUCAACUCGUUCGAAAUGAAGUUCGUGGUUGUAUUGGCUAGCCUUUCAUUGGCACUGACUGCUGCCGUUGAGGUAAAUGUAAAAUCUAAAACCGAGAGCAACGUGGAAGUGUCUGAUCAAGACGUCGCUGAAUGGCACCCACGUGGCUAUUUUGGUGGAUAUCGUGAAUACUGGCGUGGACGUCGGUCUGUCGAGGAGGUGCAACCGGAACACGAAGCCAGCAACAUCGAAGUUGCUGACCAGGAGGCAAUCGAGUUCCGUCGCGGCUACUACGGUGGACAUCUUGGCUAUUGGCGUGGUCGCCGCUCAGUAGAAGAAGCAAAACAGGAAGAAGAGGUCAGCAACGUUGAAGUUGGAGAUGACUUGAACGGCAACGAAUCGUAUGGAAGCCGCUACUACGGCCGUCCUUAUGGACACUAUGGUCGAUACGGACACUGGCGUGGACGUCGUUCCGCAGAAGAGAUGACAUCAGAAGAAGAUGCUGGAACCAUUAUUACUGACCUGGAAAUCAACGAGUCUCGCCGAGGCUAUUACGGUCGGGGAUAUUGGCGUAAACGUCGAUCCGUAGAUGAAAUAACACCGGAACAAGAUGUCGAUGUUAAAGUUGAUGGUGACCUGGACGCUAACGAAUGGUACGGCCGUCGUUAUUAUGGUUAUCCUUACAGUUACAGCAGGUACGGAUAUCGCAAUGGAUACUAUUGGUAAGUGAGAUGCCGAAUUGCAUACAAAAGGCUGGACUAUUUCAAAGAACCUUGAACUAAAUUUGACUUGUCCACAUUUGAAUAAGCUAUCCUUGUUUGUUAAAACUACUGUGAAAUGGUCAAAUAAACAAAAACUCUUAUUGUCAAAUUUGUCAAAAAUUUGAUUUGGGUACU
Molecule: messenger RNA, 949 nt
Organism: Daphnia pulicaria
Lineage: Eukaryota; Metazoa; Arthropoda; Branchiopoda; Diplostraca; Daphniidae
Exons: 2
Coding region: 90-779 (229 amino acids)
Source: RefSeq, a predicted model, not a curated record